AUGGCCGAUUACGUCCUUUUCGAGGGCCCAAUGGGCUACUCGCUUUUUAAGGUUGUUCAUCAAGCCGAUACAGUCGGGAACAAAUUGAAGGAAGUACAGGAGAAUUUGAAGGACCUUUCAAAAUUCGGAAAGAUGGUUGAAUUGACAAGUUUCCUGCCUUUUGAAAACAACAAGCAGGCUCUUGGAGAAAUCAAUGACAUUUCUGAAGGAGUUGCCUCGGAGACCCUUGUCUCAUUUUUGGAUCUGAACUUGCCAAAGCCCAACAAGAAGAAAAAGGUCGUGUUGGGUGUCUCGGAUAAAGCGCUCGCUGGAAGCAUCAAGGCGGCAUUCCCGUUCGUGGACUGCGAAACUGGAGACACAAGUGACGUUGUUCAGGAUAUGCUACGAGGCAUUCGAACGCAUGCAGGCAAACUUCUUAAACAACUUCGUGAAGGCGAUCUCAAUACUGCCCAGCUAGGUCUUGGUCAUGCGUACUCACGGGCCAAGGUCAAGUUCUCAGUGCAGCGCGAUGACAACCACAUCAUUCAGGCCAUCGCUAUCCUCGACCAACUAGAUAAGGCAAUCAACACCUUUUCGAUGAGAGCUAGAGAGUGGUACUCAUGGCAUUUCCCCGAACUUAUCAGAAUUGUGUCUGACAACCAGCGCUACGCCCGCGUUUUGCUGUUUGUUAAGAGCAGGAAGGAUCUGACGGAGGAUAAACUGCAUGAUCUGGCGGCGAUUGUUGACGAUGAUGAGGGUAUCGCCAGGAGCAUUAUUGAUGCGGCCAAGCACAGUAUGGGUCAAGAUAUCUCCCCCGCCGACAUGGAGAAUGUGGUUGCUUUCGCGGAGCGCGUUGUGAGCUUAUCGACUUACCGCAAAAACCUCCACGCUUACUUGGUCUCGAAGAUGAGCGUAGUGGCGCCCAAUUUGGCCGCACUAAUUGGCGAAAUCGUUGGUGCGCGGUUGAUUUCGCAUGCGGGAAGCUUGACCAAUCUCUCCAAAUACCCUGCCUCCACUGUCCAGAUUCUUGGUGCGGAAAAGGCUCUUUUCAGAGCUUUAAAGACCAAAGGAAACACACCCAAGUAUGGAUUGCUUUACCAUUCAUCUUUCAUCGGACGGGCCGGACCCAAGAACAAGGGCAGAAUCUCCCGAUUCUUAGCCAACAAGUGUUCAAUCGCAUCCAGAAUUGAUAAUUUCUCUGAAACUCCGUCCACCAAGUUUGGUAAUGCGCUGAAGCAGCAAGUUGAGGAACGGCUUGAAUUUUACGCUACUGGAGCUGCGCCAACGAAGAAUGAGGUUGCAAUGAAAAAUGCGAUGGACUCUGUCUUGGCAGACAUUGAGGUUGAUGGAGUGGAUAGUGACGUGGAGAUGCAAGAUGCGGGUGAAGCGGUGGAAAAGAAGGAAAAGAAGAGCAAAAAGGAGAAGAAGGAAAAGAAAGAGAAGGAGGAGAAGAAAGUGAAGAAGGACAAGAAAGACAAAAAGGAUAAGAAGUCUAGAAAAUCUGAUGCUGCGGCAGAGGAGGAGACUCCAAAGAAGAAGAGAAAGCGGGAUAGUGAAGCGGGAUCCUCCAAGAAGUCGAAAGCGUGA
This is a messenger RNA of Paracoccidioides lutzii Pb01, 1566 nucleotides long. RefSeq names its product nucleolar protein NOP56. Bases 1 to 1566 code for a protein of 521 amino acids. The record is from RefSeq and is a predicted model, not a curated record. Gene Ontology annotation, cellular component: box C/D methylation guide snoRNP complex; small-subunit processome. Gene Ontology annotation, molecular function: snoRNA binding. The transcript is spliced from 3 exons.